Phoenix dactylifera (date palm) is the source of this 733-nucleotide messenger RNA. NCBI's taxonomy places the organism in Eukaryota, Viridiplantae, Streptophyta, Magnoliopsida, Arecales, Arecaceae. The record is from RefSeq and is a predicted model, not a curated record.
UUAACUGUUAUUCUAAUUCAUAUAUCUUCUUUGCAGCCAUUCGGUCAGGUUCCGGCGCUGCAGGAUGGAGAUAUAAUCCUUUUCGAAUCGCGGGCGAUAAACCGGUACAUCGCGAGCAAGUACAAGGAGACCGGACCGGACCUGCUCCGGUCGGCGGGGGGGCCGGCGGAGGCGGCGGCGGUGGAGGUGUGGCUGGCGGUGGAGUCGCAGCAGUUCGGGCCGCCCGUCGAGGAGCUGGUGUUCGGGGCGGUGAUCAACCCGCGGAUCGGGGAGGCAACCGAUCAGACGGCGGUGGAGCGGCAGGCGGAGAGGUUGGGGAGGGUGCUCGACGUGUACGAGGAGCGGCUCUCCAAGAAUAAAUAUCUGGCGGGCGGUGAGUUCACAUUGGCGGACCUGAACCACAUGCCCUACACCUAUUUCCUCCUGAGGACACCCCAGGCGGAUCUGGUCACCCCCCGGCCGCAUGUUCUGGCCUGGUGGGAGGAUAUCUCCUCGAGGCCCGCCUGGAAGAAGACCGCCGAGGUCAUCCCCAUAUAAGAGCGAGAGAUGGAUCCUGACGCGUUUGAUGUCUCCAAUGUUUAGUAGUAGAAUAAAAUAGUUUAUAUGAACUAAAUUAUGCCAUCACUAGCAGAAUAACAACGGCCUGUUUGGCACCUUUCUGUUUUCUAAUUUUGUCUCUCUAUAAAUUAGUAAAAUUCUAUAUGGAAAUGGAUGAGAUGUGCUCCUUGCUUCU